Alternaria atra is the source of this 1044-nucleotide messenger RNA. RefSeq lists its product as uncharacterized. Gene Ontology annotation, biological process: nuclear polyadenylation-dependent mRNA catabolic process; U5 snRNA 3'-end processing; U4 snRNA 3'-end processing. The transcript has a single exon. The record is from RefSeq and is a predicted model, not a curated record. Bases 1 to 1044 code for a protein of 347 amino acids. Gene Ontology annotation, cellular component: nuclear exosome (RNase complex); cytoplasmic exosome (RNase complex). NCBI's taxonomy places the organism in Eukaryota, Fungi, Ascomycota, Dothideomycetes, Pleosporales, Pleosporaceae.
AUGGCCACUGCAACCCAGUCAGCCCCAGCGCUCACGUUCCCUCGCCCAAUUUUCGCCGCCGUCUCCCCGCACCCUUUCCUUCAGGCGCAUCUCUCCGCAGAGAAGAAGAAGCCAAUCCGCGCCAAUGGCCGUACUGCAAACGAAUUUCGCACACCCGGAAUCAACACUGGAAGUUUGACUCACUGCAACGGGAGCGCAGUCGUGCGACUAGGAAACACAAGUGUGGUUUGUGGUGUGCGCGCAGAGAUCUUGAAAGAAGAAGACAUUCCAGGCACCUACGAGUAUCCUGGACAGACUGCAGGUCAGAACGCGGACGAGGGUGACGGGAAUGAUGAGGAAUUAGAAGAGCUGAGGUUAUUGGUUCCGAAUGUGGAAUUAUCGACAGGAAGCACACCCUCUCAUAUCCCCGGCAAUGCACCGUCCACAUAUGCGCAGACACUCAUAACUCGUAUACGCUCUCUCCUCAACUCGACACAUCUUCUUCGCGCCUCAGAUCUCCGCAUACUAUACAAGCCGACAACAAAUCCCGAAGAUCCAGAUACAGAAGCCGAGACACAACUGAAAGGAUACUGGGUUCUCUACCUCGAUGUCUUCUUCAUCAGCAUUGAUGGCAACGCAUUCGACGCGGCAUGGAUAUCCAUACUUGCGGCACUCCGCGACACAAUUCUCCCAUACGCAUACUACGAUGAGGAGUACGAGGGAAUACUCUGCUCGGAUGAGCCCAAAGAAGCACAUCGCCUUCAAUUACGAGGGCUCCCAAUCCCUAGCACGUUUGCAGUGUUCGAAGGCAGGAGAGAAGAGGAAGAGGAAGAAGUAGACUUCGUACUCAGUGAUCCAGAUGCAUUCGAGGAGGGCGUGUGUAGAGAAACUGUCAGUGUGACGGUGGAUUGUGCUGGCGGAAAGAAGGGUACAAAGGACUUGGUUAUCAGAAGAGUCGAGAAGAGCGGUGGAGGUGUCGUGGGGAGAGAAAUGAUGGGAGGACUGAUCAAGAGAAGUAUCGAUCGUUGGGGUGCGGUUGAGAGUGCGCUGAGUGGUAAGGCGUGA